Messenger RNA from Polyodon spathula (Mississippi paddlefish), 3013 nucleotides. RefSeq names its product zinc finger matrin-type protein 3-like. The coding region runs from base 47 to 1006 and encodes 319 amino acids. The transcript has 6 exons. Lineage: Eukaryota; Metazoa; Chordata; Actinopteri; Acipenseriformes; Polyodontidae. Gene Ontology annotation, molecular function: zinc ion binding; nucleic acid binding. The record is from RefSeq and is a predicted model, not a curated record.
GUCAGUGUAAGAUUCCAAUGUCUAGCUGUUGAAGGAUGCGGCGAAGAUGGCGAUGAAUGUGACUAAUAGAGGUCCUGAUCCCAAAGUGAAACCUCUACCAAAUAUGUGCCAGCAACAACCUUUUCGACCCAUGGCUCCUUCCCAGCCUGACCCUCUCCGAUUCCCCCUGUCUACCUCACUGUCCGCAGGGACACCUUCCCUGCAGCUGGUCCAGAGACCCCCUCACCCUCCGCCACAAACCCCCUGCCCCAAAUCCCUGCCACCACCCCAGGAGGAGGAGACACAGGCUGUGGGGGAUCAGGACUCUGCCUUGGAGGACCUCUGUAGGCCCCUGUACUGCAAGCUGUGCAACGUCACUCUGAACUCUACACAGCAAGCACAAGCUCAUUACCAGGGUAAAAAUCAUAAUAAGAAGCUCCGGAAUUUCUAUGCUGGCAUUCAGCAGCCGCCACCUCUCAGAGUUCCAGAGGUGGUGGAGCCCCCUGUCCAGCAGCCCCCUCCCCCAGCAACAGCACCAGUGACUCAGUCAGGUUCCUUUAAGGCAGGUAGCCGGGUGAUUCUGGCUACAGAGAAUGAUUACUGUAAGCUGUGCGAUGCCUCGUUCAGCUCGCCUGCUGUGGCUCAGGCCCAUUACCAGGGGAAGAACCAUGCCAAGCGGCUGCGGCUGGCUGAGGCCCAGCAGAGCAACACUUUCAUAGACGCAUCAGAAGCAAACCAAAGGCGACCAAGGAAAGACGGGAAUGAGUAUAAAAUAAUGAAGACCCGCAGGAAUGCGUAUGUGCCUCAAAACAUGGCAGGUCCCUACUAUAACCCGCGCCCUCGGCAACGAAUCCCGCGGGACUUGGCGAUGUGCGUCACGCCCAGCGGCCAGUUCUACUGCUCCAUGUGCAACUGUGGGGCCAGCGAGGAGGCGGAGUUCCGGCUGCAUCUGGAGAGCAAACCUCACAAGAGCAAAGUGUCCGAGCAGCGCUACCGCAGUGAGAUGGAGAACCUAGGCUACACAUAGAGGGGACUGCAGCAGCCCUGACGUGCUCUGCUUAUAUAGACAAGGAUCACUGAAAGGUUCACAGGAUAUAGGGGCCAAAGGGUGCCCUGUCGAGGGGCAUGAGAAAUUAUUCUCUUCUAGAUGACAUCUGGAAGUACUUGCAGGCUCACUGCUGUUCUCUGUAGAGUAACUGCAGGGUGUUGCUGUGUGGUUUUUUUUUGUUUUUUGUAUGCACCAACAUCACCUGCUGGUAGGCCAUGAAUCAAACAUGUCCUUCCAGAUUGUCUUUUGCAAAUUGAUUUGUUUUGACCCGAGUUUUAACAAUAUAAUAGUAUUUGCAUCUGAGAUAAAGCCUUCUAUUUCUCUCAAGAAAAAUCAAAGCAAUCUCUCGUCAUGUCAGCUCUGAGUUUAGCUGCUUCGAGAACCUUACAUAAAGUUGGUUCCCACAGCACCCAAUUCAGCAGAUGUUUAGAAAAAAAAGAAAAAGUAAAUUGCACUAAAGAAUUCUACCCAACCAGGUACCCUGCUGUGACACAAUACAAUUAACUGGCUUUGUUCAAAUGUAUAGAAGUGCAGUUCAUUAUUGCAUUUGUGGAAGACCUGUUAUGUACUAAAAUGUGUGUGGUGUGUCUCUAACAUAGUCUAACCCAGCUAUGUCCUUGCAAAGCCGUUCACACUUCUUCCUCUAAAGGGAUACCACUUUCCAUUGCUUAUUGAUGAACCAUGAUAAAGCACACAGUUUUAAUUUCUAGCCGGAGAGGUUAUUGAAAGAUCAUUUAUUUUACAUGUAUCCUUUAUAUAUAUAUUUGAAUCUGUCAAAUGUUGUAACGUACCAUUCUUUAAGUUUGAAAGAAAACAAAAAAUGGUAUGUGGAAAACAUAUAACUUAAUCCACCCAUACCCAUAGUGAAAACCAAAGCAUUGUGAAAGGUUGUUUAUCUAUAUAUUGGGGAAUCCUACUUUAUUUGCAACAUGACAUGCCUCUUAAUAUUAAACUUUUUUUUCUUUAAAGAAAAAGACACUUUGGGGAGCUUGGUGGCACAGCGGCUCCUUCCCAGUCCUUGUGCCUUUUCUCUCUGGAGGCCUGGGUUUGGAUCCAGCUCAAGUAACAAGUGAAAUGAGUUUGGUGGUGGUCUCCACCCAGCCCAUCAUAAAUCCACUCCAUGAUUGGUAGUCUUUGUUUGAGAGACCCAGAAGCAAGGUGGAUGCGAGGGGAAGCUCUCUUGGAGUCUUCUGGCCUGGCUGUAGCCAGCACCAUCAUUCAUCGCUACUAAAACAAGACAAAGCUUAACAUCUUCCAGUUCCUGAGGUCAGUUAGCAGCUGAUGUUCUGGAGGCAGCUCAUUGGCUUUCAGGUUAUGAAAGGUACAGCAGGCAGAGGUAUUUGUUAGCUUUACUUUUAUUUUGUUAUGAAAGAAAAAGUUGGUACAGGUAUGAAACAUCAGUUAUCUUAAUCCGUGUAUAUCUUAAUCAGCGUGUUCUUGUCGAUUGGAUUUAAUUUCUAUAUCAUUUUCUGUUACUUGGGGACUUUUCAUGAAACUGCAACACAUGUUAACAAUAAAAUGAAAAGUGACAGGUACGUUAUUUAAACAGUUGUAGCAGAACGUUUGUUGGAACCCUGUUAAAAUUCUGUCAAGUUAACACUGUACAAAAGAUCUGCUUCCGUUUUUAAGCACUGCAUUUUUUAUUGCCGUUUUUAUUUCCACAGUGUUCUUAUGUUUUGUUGCUUUAUCUACAAGUUAGAUAUUGGCAGUUUAUUUUUUAUUUUGUAUUUAUUAUUUUUCUUUGAAUAAGGAAUUUAACCUUUUUUCAAAGGAACUGUUGAUAUGUUUAUAAUUACUGUAACUGAAGCUUUCACAGCUCAAAAAUCAUCCAGAUUCCAAGCUUCUGCAUCCCACUAAAGAAAGUAUAUCUUUGCUAUUCCUCAAGGUGCUUUAUUUAUAUGCAGGGUGAUUUAUAAUGUUGGAUGAGCUGCUGGGCUACAACCUGGGGUCAGUCCUGUGGCUGAUACCUGCAUGGGGUAUUGCAUG